AUGCUGGUCACCCCCACCGGGCUGCAGCCUGGUCAAAGCGAUCCGGCUCCAACAAGAAAACUCCCUUGGUCACUUACCGACGACGACAUGUUCCUACUCCGAAGCACACCUUUAACUUUCUUCACCGCGGUAAUCGAUGAAAUCAGGAAGUCAUUGAGAAUUCUCGGGGUUGCUACGCUCCCUCGGGUCCGCGACUUGUGCACGCACAAAAUAAUAGGCGGUUCUAAACUAUUAUCUAGCUUUUCUUGCAGCAUUGUUAAGCUCCUCGGAACAAGGCCGAGCCGUGACAUGACCGUCUCCCUUCUUCUACACUACUACGUAGGAGUGGCAAAUGUCAUUCGAGAUACGCUCUCUCGGCUGAUGAAGGGUUUGCUGGAGAGGGUGGAUCCGAUUUUGGAAAUGGCACUUACUAUUCCACGGGUGUCUCGAGCUCUGACGAGGGGGUGGCUAGGGCUAGGGAAAAAGAACCAAGACCAUCAGAUAUGGCUAAUUGUUCGUCUCCUCACUACCUUCAGCCUUCUCGUUCUCUACGUCCUACCAGACAUCUUCCAAGCAUGGUUCAAGAAACGCUUCAAAAGCGUAUCCGUCUCAAUGCCGUGGAGCAUCCCUCCCGCACUGUUGGUGCUCUGGAGCGUGGUAUGGAUGUUCUACGACCGCCCUCCCACCGAGGACUUUCAGUUGGACGAUUUCGAUUUUUUCCAUGGCAGCUACUAUGACGAUCUUCCUGGAGUGAACUUCGACGACGCCAGUCUCUCUUUGCCGGAAACAAUAUUGGCUCCUGCUACAUCGCCUGUAGCCUUCCUAGCGGCUCCCGAUGUUCACCAUAUGACGCAGGAUCCUCUACCUCAACUAGUAGCGGUACAAAAUAACAUCGUCCCACUGAUAGAGACCUAUGGGAACGGUCAAAGGUCUCCGGAUAACCCUCCCAGCCAAUAUAUACCGAGAAGAACCAAUACCGAGCAUACGCCAACGCCCCAAAGAAACAGUCCCAAAGGCGCCGGAGCAUUCACCUGUGCCAGCUGCAAAACCUCCUUCACCCGCAAAGAUAACCUUGAUCGACACGUUAACAAAAAGACAUGCCGGCCCCGAGCCGAAUCGCAAGUCGUCGCUCAAAGCCCGGCAACCGAACCGGGCACUCCACCUUUCUCCGAAAGUCGGGGGAAUAGUAGAGGUGUUAAGAGAGCGCGGGAGGGAACUCCUGUCGAAGAAGAGGGGGGAUCGGUGGAUAAGGAAUUGAAAAAGCUGAGGAAGAUGCUGGAUGAGGAGAGGGCGGGGCGGAGGAGGGCCGAGGAACAGGUCGAUAAGUUGUUGGACAUAAUCAAGGACUUAUCAAAGGAGAGGAAGUAG
Scedosporium apiospermum is the source of this 1347-nucleotide messenger RNA. RefSeq lists its product as uncharacterized. Lineage: Eukaryota; Fungi; Ascomycota; Sordariomycetes; Microascales; Microascaceae. Bases 1 to 1347 code for a protein of 448 amino acids. The transcript is spliced from 2 exons. The record is from RefSeq and is a predicted model, not a curated record.